AAUAGAAUGAGAAGAACAGUUGUACAUAAUGGAGAGAUAAAACAGAUAGAUCCAACAGCCAAUCAAUCAAAACCAAUGGAUGAUGUUGAUGUUCAAUUUCACUACUUCUCAAUCAAGAACACUGUACAGGAUGUAAUAACCAAUCAUAAGAUUACAUUGGUUAAACUAUUCAUAUGGCUAGUGUUUCAAUGGCUGGCUCUAAAGAUUGAGUUUGGUGCUAUCUUCUUUGUAAUCAGUAUGACUGUAAUGAUGAUGUGUAAUCUAGGUAAAAGACAAAAGGUAUGUUAUUCAUUCAUUCAUUCAUUU
Molecule: messenger RNA, 306 nt
Organism: Acytostelium subglobosum LB1
Lineage: Eukaryota; Evosea; Eumycetozoa; Acytosteliales; Acytosteliaceae
Exons: 1
Source: RefSeq, a predicted model, not a curated record